CCGAGUCUCCCGCGUUCGCCUUCAGCAGUCGCUGCUCUCUCGCUCUCUUCCCUCUCUCUUUGCGUGAUGAUGGGUGCCAUGGGGUUAGGGUUUAUCCGGCGCCGGUCCGUCAUGAGAGCCUUCUCUACCGCCUCGUUCCGUCCCGUUCCUCUUCUGAGAGAUAUCUUCGGUUCUUCCUCUCGCUCACCAUUUCCUCCUUCCGGCAGUGCGGCGGAGUUCGGUAUCUUAUCCCCCUCCUUCCACACCAUCUCGACCCGUAAAGGGUUGCCGUUGGGGUUCACGCGUUCUUUCUCCGAUUCCCCGAAUGACGAUUCGAAGGAUCCGAAGCAAUCAGCAGCCUCGUCGUCGAUCAAGCCGGUUUCUUACCCCGUGAAGCCUAAGGAUGCUUCUUCGGCUUCUUCUCCAGCUGAAGAGAUUCCAGCGUCGCCGUCGCCGCCGCCUCCAAGGAGAUUGCGAACUGCUGGUCCCAGGCAACAGGCGCCGCCGACGGAGCGGUUGGAGAGUGAGGCUCGAGAAUGGACGCGGGAGGAUAUUCGCUAUGUGAAGGAUGCGCCUGUCAUUGCGCCUGUUUCGUAUCCUACCCGCGUCGCGCCGCUCCCUGAGGAUCGGGUUUUCGCGGAGGAAGCAAAGGACGAGGCGAAAGCGGGGACCAAGGUGGAAGUGAAGGAGGAAAGUGAGGAGGAUCGAGACGGCCGGAAGGCGGAGCUGGAGAAAGAGACGAGGAGGAUCGAGAGGGAGGUCCGCGUGCGGAGAUUGACUAGGGAAGAAGAAGAGAGCCUGCCGUUCCCUACGUUGUUAAGGCCAGAGAAAGGGAAAACGAAGGCUGUGAUGGAUUUGCAGGAAGCAAUAAAGGAAGUCAAGGCUCAUGCUAAAAGGAAGUUCAGUGAAACUGUUGAAGCACAUGUAUCUCUGGGUGUUGAUCCUCGGCGUGGUGACCAGAUGGUGCGUGGUGCUAUAACUCUCCCUCAUGGAACUGGCAAGGUUGUCACAGUUGCAGUUUUUGCCGAAGGCUCAGCAGCUGAUGAAGCCAGGGCUGCAGGAGCUGAUAUAGUUGGUGGGGACGAACUGAUUGAACAAAUAAAAAAUGGAGGUGGCAAGCUCAAUUUUGACAAAUGUAUUGCAGUUCCAAGUUUUAUGCCCCGACUUGGGAAGAUUGCAAGAAUUCUUGGUCCUCGUGGUUUGAUGCCAAACCCUAAACUAGGAUCGUUGACAAAUGAUGUCACUUCUGCUGUACAAGAGGCCAAACGCGGUCGCGUUGAUUUUAAAAUUGAUAAAACUGCCAUCGUGCAUGUCGGCCUUGGGAAGGUGAAUUUCGCUGAUGAGGCCCUUCGUGAGAAUGUUGGAGCUUUUGUAAAUGCCCUUUUGCUUGCAAAACCGGUGGGUCUGAAGAAAACGUCCAAGUAUGCUGGAUACGUGAAUUCAUUUACCUUGUGUAGCACGAUGGGUCCUGGAUUUCCUGUUUCAAUACAGUCUCUGUCUAUGGCUGCAGAUCACUACAGUAAGCUAAAACUUCAGUGAGUCGCUGCCCUUCAAGCAAAGUUAAUAUAUCUACACCGUUGGCAGAACACAGGUUCUGCUGCUGUAACGAGGAGUAGGAAAAUCUUUUUUCAUUUUUCUCCUUUUAAUUGUCCAUGUAAUGUUAGCUGAGCUGGAAUUUUGAAAUUCUCAGCUUUCAAACUUCUUGCCUGAGCAAGAAUUUACGGUUAUGUUUUACCGCAAUUACCAGAAUGGUGGAGGCGUUUUUGUCUAAAAUAAUGUUAUAGUUACCAUUUGAUUGAUCAUUAGAAUUAA
This is a messenger RNA of Nymphaea colorata (pocket water lily), 1791 nucleotides long. RefSeq lists its product as uncharacterized. Gene Ontology annotation, molecular function: RNA binding; structural constituent of ribosome. The transcript has 10 exons. NCBI's taxonomy places the organism in Eukaryota, Viridiplantae, Streptophyta, Magnoliopsida, Nymphaeales, Nymphaeaceae. Bases 67 to 1518 code for a protein of 483 amino acids. Gene Ontology annotation, cellular component: large ribosomal subunit. Gene Ontology annotation, biological process: translation. The record is from RefSeq and is a predicted model, not a curated record.